Bolinopsis microptera is the source of this 570-nucleotide messenger RNA. RefSeq lists its product as uncharacterized. Gene Ontology annotation, molecular function: cholesterol 24-hydroxylase activity; iron ion binding; heme binding. The transcript has 2 exons. Gene Ontology annotation, biological process: cholesterol catabolic process. Bases 1 to 570 code for a protein of 189 amino acids. The record is from RefSeq and is a predicted model, not a curated record. NCBI's taxonomy places the organism in Eukaryota, Metazoa, Ctenophora, Tentaculata, Lobata, Bolinopsidae.
AUGUCGUUUUUAUUGCCAUGGAAAUACACAGAGGAAAAAGCCACCUUGAAGAGGACAGCAACAUUUUUGAGGGGCUACAUGAAAGACCAUCUGAAAGACAGAUUUGAGGCGAUAUCUCGGGAUCAAGAAAAAGACAAAACCAAUGAUAUACUGUCAUACAUUGUGAAAGGAAAUGUUUUUUCAGACGAGCUUACCAUUGAAGAUCUGCUAGACGAUUUCUUUGUAUUCCUCAUUGCGGGAAUGGAAACUACUGCCAUCACCAUGACAUGCUUCAUUUGGGAGAUUCUUAAAAAACCAACAAUUACCCAAGACCUAAAGAACGAAAUUAAAUCAGUGCUGAAUGGAAAAGAUGAACUCGAUUUUGAUGAUCUGAAUGGACUUGUGUACAUGGAGCAGUGGCCACGGGUUUGCAUUGGCAAGCAUUUUGCAAUAAUGGAGAUGAAGGUACUGCUGACCAAACUGCUUCAUAAUUUACAAAUAGCUGAUGCUAGGCCAGAAGAGAAACAUUUGGAAAAAGAGACAGAUUUAACAGUUAAGCCAAAGAAUGGAGUCUUCAUCACAGUUGCUUAG